Molecule: messenger RNA, 316 nt
Organism: Staurois parvus
Lineage: Eukaryota; Metazoa; Chordata; Amphibia; Anura; Ranidae
Source: the annotation of a GenBank genome assembly
UCUGCACUGAAGCAGAACUUUGAUAUUUUGGUUUUGCAUUUCUUUAAUAACCACCCAGUAUGGAUAAUGAAGUCUGAAGCCUGUUUGCACCUUCACAUUAGCAUUGGAUGUUUUUUCCCAUGAGAUUAAUCAGGGGUGGACUGACCAUUCGAGCACUCGGGCACUGCCGAGGGCCCGGGGUCAGUAGGGGGCCUCAUGAAAUGCCCCUGGUACCUUUUAUAGGCUUUUUUUGGUGUGGGCAAGGACACAGGGGCCCCAUGAUCCCCUAUUGCCCGGGGGCCCCAUGAGUUGUCAGUCAUCUAAUGCACAUGGUUGA